This is a messenger RNA of Venustampulla echinocandica, 4935 nucleotides long. Its product is annotated as Tuberin. Gene Ontology annotation, molecular function: GTPase activator activity. The record is from RefSeq and is a predicted model, not a curated record. Lineage: Eukaryota; Fungi; Ascomycota; Leotiomycetes; Helotiales; Pleuroascaceae. The transcript is spliced from 2 exons. Gene Ontology annotation, biological process: regulation of small GTPase mediated signal transduction; negative regulation of TOR signaling; positive regulation of GTPase activity. The coding region runs from base 1 to 4935 and encodes 1644 amino acids. Gene Ontology annotation, cellular component: nucleus; TSC1-TSC2 complex; cytoplasm.
AUGGCUGAAGAGACCUUCCUUGGAAGAUUGGCUAACCAUCUUCUGCCGCAACCAGUUCCCCCAGUUCGUCCAGCACCAAAGACUCGAGCUUCUAUGUCUCCAUCCUCCGGGGACGUAGCCCAGACCCCCGAGCCAAAAAGCACAGGUGGACUUGCCAGCGUCUUCAAGGUCUUGACUGGCAAUAGGUCGUCCCGCAGCCCAAAUGCCCAGUCUCCAGCUUCAAUAGCCCAGCAGCUCACCGGAGUCAGCGGCUUGUCAUCUACAAUCUAUGGGGGACCCGCGAAUCUUGAGCAAUUGUACGAUCAACUGAAAGCUGGGAAUCCGCUCCCAAGGCGAAUCGCGGCUGCGGAAGCGAUACGUCAUGCUGUUCAGGAUUACCCGCUUAAAGGUAUUACAAGCAUAUUCAAGGAGGGAAAGGACCUUAUCGAACCAGAGAAGCCGCCCGACGCCCGCGCGGCAGGCUUUCAGUUGCUAACGGCAUGCGUUCAAAAUGUGUCCUCCACUGAUCCGGAACGGCUGGCAUACUUCCAAGUUCUCACAGGUCCAACAAACCCCGAAGACUUCCACCUUCAACUAGCAGCUCUUGUGGACUUAGCCAAACAUGGCAAGGAUUUGACGGGCUUUCAUUACCAAGCUAUACCCUUGUUGACCUCGUGGCUGGAGAAAUGCUUCAAGGCCACUGCAACAGCUCGUAGCAAAGCAGGGCGCCAUGGUAGACCGAAAGGCAAGAGCCCACUUGGCGAAGAAACGAAUCUGUCGCUGCUCUUUGCAUUCAUUGUGGACGUCAUCAAAUUCAGCUUCUACGCUUCGAGCGAGGACGUCGCUGGUGAACUCAUCGAUGUGGUCCUGUAUAUAUGCCUGCAUACGCCGCUAUCGAAUGACCUGAAAGCCUGUAUCAACGUUAUUGACGCCAUCAGCACAUACGGCGAGAUACCCGGCGACAAAUUACCCGAGUGUGUCAAGGUUCUGUGUUCAAUCCAUUGCCUUGUUGGGGAAGUCCAGCCAGAAGCAUGGCGCUCUAUCAGCAAUCUAUGCCGCUCGCAUAAUGGCCAGACAACAGUCCGAAUUCUCUUGGACAUACUCCGCGAUCAUCCUGAUGGUAGAGAAAAUAUGAAACAAACCAUCCGUGAGAUUCGUGGAGCGUUGUCUGUGCUAGAAAAAUUGUUUGCAAAAGAUGGCGAAGAUGGAUACCCAUUGGUGCCAUUCACGCUUUUAAUACAGGCUCUUAUGAACGUCACAGCCGUCGAGCACGCCAAAGUUGAUGCGGAUGUGUUGAAGCUCAUUUUAUCGAUGUUCCAGGAGAUCGAUCAUGAGAUCAACAAAAAUGUGAUGGACGAGGAUUGGUCUCUUAUGUUCGACGUCAUCCUCAAAUGCUCACAACGAGCGAUAGAGACACCUGAUGGCCAUGCAAUUGCCAACACCUCUCGUAUGGCUAAACCCUCGGCAAAAGAUGAUACAAAUGAGCAUAAUAUUGCUACCGGCUUAGCACAAACUCUCUAUAGCCUCAUCACUCGCAUCGAAAAACUUUUGGUCAGGUUCUCUGGCGAUGAAUUCUUCCAGAGAGCGGAUUGUAUCAAAUUCUUCGUUCGUACCCAUGCAUAUCUACCUAAAACAUGCGCCAAGUUGGUCAUCGAUUACUUUAUAGAGUAUCGUUGCUGUUACCCUUCAGACUUGGACUGGAUAGAGAAUGUAAAGAUCAUUCUCAACGCGUUCUUUGCAGAUCGGUCUCAACCCACAGAUAUUCGGCUCCAUGCCUUAAAAGCUGUUACAGACGUUUUCAAAGUGGUCGAAAUGAUGGACGAGCGUGACGAUCCGGAUGUCCUCCAGAUGUUUGUGACUUCCAUCCUUGAUGAUAUUGGCGACGAAAAAGAUAUUGCUGUCUUGGAAGAGGCAGUUGCAUUCUCUGUGGCAGUAGCCCAGAAUGCUGAUGACACUCUAUUCGACUAUGUUAUCGGUGCUAUUCGCGCCUCAAUUGCGAGUGACCGACUCCAGUCACCUCUUCAAUCCCCGCCCCCUACCCGACAAGGCUCAGUUAAUUCAGGCAGACCCUCGUCUACAACUGUCCCCACCAACACGGUCCAGACGCCAUCGAAUGUUGUUAUAAAAGGCCUUGUGCAAAUGUUCAUGAGAGCAAUGGAUAACUCGUCGUCCAAAUGCCUUCGUAUAUUUGACGAGCUGCUUACAAUCGCAAAAUCUCACCAUUGUGAAACAGAUGCUCGUAUCUCCGCUUGCAAAAUGCUUUUCCGCUUAAGAGCCGAUUGGGGCAAUAGGAUAUUCUUGGCCCUCUCCACGGAGUCGGAGGGUCUCGCGGCAUCUUUGUAUCGGACGUCAGGAGCUCUCGCCAAAAAGCAGGCCAUGGAUGAAGCCAACCAACACCGAUCAUCUCGGACUGAUGACACGGGAAGCUCUCGUGUAGCACGAAGCACCUCCUUUGGACAAGGAUACCUUACAACGAGGCACGCUAUCCGGGCGGCCAGUGGUGCAAAUAGGGCUCCUCAGCGUAAUCACCACAUGUGGAUGUAUCCAGAUCCAGAUCCGUUACCGGAAGAGAUUUCAGGACGGAGAAACUCAUUAUUGAUUUCUUUCAAUGGGCCCGAAGAGGAGCAAACCAAGAGCGGAGACAGCAAAAUCAGCACGGAAUCCAGUACUGAGCAAACGGCCGAAGUCGAGAGUGCCGAGGCGCCGCCAACUCGAGCAAAGCACACCAGUGUGAACAUUAGCACCUAUUUAGAGACGACCACUCGUCUAUUACAGAAUGGAUGUGACUGGGAGGUUUACAGCUUUAUUCUCGUACACCUGCCGUCUCAAUUGACCAAUCAAGCUUUCUUCAGGGGCGCAAUUCCCCAAAUCAAGACAUUGAGGGAGGUAGUAUGUGACCUAAUCAAGAACAACAACUUCCUGGAACCGCCCUUAUCGUCAGGGCUCCGGAAGUCCGAUGUGGCGAUAUGUCUCUUCCAGAUCUUGAAUAUGCUCCUAAGCUACCACCACCACUUUUCGAAGACUGAUCAGGAUGACAUCGUACGGACAUUCCUACAGGGGAUAGGGUCGACAUGGGAACGAACGGCAAAGAGUUGCAUUCACGCCCUUUCGAUAUGCAGCCAUGAGAUCCCUGGUUCGACGAGCAAGGCCCUGGUCACCAUUCUUCAAAAAAUGUCAACCAUUAUCACGCAGUCCCACGUUGCAGUCCACAUUCUCGAGUACCUAGCAUGUCUUGCAAGAAUGCCUGAUCUUUACGUCAACUUUAGAGAAGAAGAGUACCGGAUUGUCUUUGCGAUUUGUUUUCGCUAUCUCCAAUAUGUGCGAGAUCAACCCACCAAAGAAGUACAUCAGAACCGUAACAGCCAUCCGCAUGCCCGCCCCUCUGCUGCCAUUGUGGACAAUAGCAUAUCCGAAAGUAAUUUCCAGCCAAACACAUCAGAUGAUCUACCUGAGUAUGUGCAUUCUUUGGCCUACCAUGUCAUCAUAUUCUGGUUUCUAUCUCUGAGAUUGACGGACCGAGGUGGUCAAGUAAGCUGGAUUGCAAAAAAUCUGGUAUCCACGGAUAUCUAUGGCAAAGAAAAGAUCGAUGAGCAGGCGCAGGUCACUUUGGAUUUUAUUCAGCGUGUUGCGUACGCCGAUGUUGAUGAGUCGGCUGCCGACCCAACAUUUACGACUGAUCGCUUUGGGGAGAUCUUAAAGAAGAGAUGGAUCGUUGGGCAAAGUAUCGUGACAGUAGAGCAGGCUACACGGGGAGGCUGGGCUCAAAUCACAAAGCGGCAGCCUUCAGGUACUUCCUGCUACAUCAUACGAGAGAAAUUCAACCGGCCUCCGCCUCACCAGAGCCAACAUCCAACUGAUGCCAUAAGAGAUGUUCGGCACUCGGACGCUAAUGUCGUCCUCCCGAGCCACCUCCUUCUCCAGUUAUCUGCUUCAAUCCCUCAGGUCGGCGAAUCUGUGCGUCCAAUCGCUCUUCCCAUGGACGCUAUUGUGGACCGUGCCAUUAAAUCAUUCGAUCGCAACUUUACCGUCGAUGGGCAUAAGGUCGGGGUCGUCUACAUCGGUGAGAAUCAGACGCAAGAAGUCGAUAUUCUGGCGAACAUGACAGGAAGUACCGAUUACACAUACUUUCUUUCCCGGCUUGGAACUCUUACCAAACUGCAAGGUGCCAAGUUCAACACGCAAGGGUUAGACAGAGUCUCCAAUACAGACGGCGAAUAUGCGUUCUGCUGGCGUGAUCGCGUUACGGAGAUUGUUUUCCACGUCACUACACAAAUGCCAACCAAUCUAGCGAAUGACCCUCAGUGUAUUGGAAAGAAGCGACACAUUGGAAAUGACUAUGUCAAUAUCAUAUUCAAUAAUUCCGGGCUUCCAUUUCGAUUCGACACUUUCCCCUCGGAAUUUAAUUAUGUCAACAUCGUCAUCACGCCUGAGUCUCAAGCUUCGUUUCUUGCCAUGCGGCUUCCCUCCGAUCUAGAUGCAAACAAUGCCUUUUACAAGGUUCAAGUUAUGAGUAAACCAGGAUUUCCGGAGAUAUCCCCGGCUGCGGAAACCAAAAUUAUGAGCCUAUCAGCUCUACCAGGCUUUAUCCGCCUCCUCGCGCUGAAUGCGUCGGUUUUUAGUCUGGUGUGGGCAAAUACUGAGGGAGGCGAGCAUAUUUCGUCUUGGCGGAAUCGACUUCGCGAGGUUAAUCGACUGCGGGAGAAGUACCGACCGAAGCCUACAGCUUCAAACCGUCCUUCGCCCCCCGGCACCUCCAAUGGUGUUGCUCAGGAAUCGCGGAAUGUGCGAGAUAGCAUCAACAGCCUUCGCCGUUCUUCAGUUGCGAACUUCUUGACAAACGCGAGCGAGUCGAGCUCACAGCGGUCAUCGGUUCUGUCGACAGCAGAGACGGAAGUUGGGCCGGGAACUACUGGGGAGAGCAUUGUAGAUAGUCUCGAUUUCUCCAGGUGGGCGUAA